AUUUACGAUAUGAUUCAUGUUUAAUAUUCUCAUCCGUUCUAUUUAUUUUCUACCGCAAAAAAAUUCAAGCUCCAAUGCUCAAUAGAUUGGUGACUAACGGCCUUCUCCACCUGCUCGCAGUAAAAGUAGCGUUAAGACCGAAAGAAGUACCUACUUAAUACACAGUGCUUUAAAAGUAGUAAUAGUAGUUGUAGUAGUAUUAAUAGUAGUACUAUUAUUAAUUGUUAUUAUUGUGUAGUAAUUAAUAGUAAUAGGUUAGACCACGUACUACAACACUUAGUCGUUCGUGAUGCUCGAUUAACGUUAAUAUAACAUAACUACAUAUAUGUAGGUAUAUAAUAAUAUAUAUUAUGCACAUUUCGUAUUCCCGCAGUUCUCGAAAUCAUUGACAAAAUGAGGUAACUGAUACAGUGUUUCCUACACAAUUUCUGUUGUAUUCAACACCCACCUAUCUAAUUACAUUACCAGUCAUAAUCAUGGAUCCUAAGAUACAACCUUCUAGCAAGUAUUUUCCAGGUAAUUCUUAUUGUCAAGUACAAUAUUUAUUUUUUAUAAAUAAGUAUAUACUUAUAUCUUAACUAUUACUUUGUAAAAAUUAUGAAUUAGAGAAAAAAGAUAAUAAUUAAAUACUGUAAAUAAUAGGUACUAUUUUAUAAAUUGACUUAUUGUUCAAAGAUUUCAAUUGGUUUUCCUUUUAUUUCAUGUUAUUGGUCAGAAAAAGUACUUAUGCAUAUUUAGUUCUGGUAUAAUUUAUUGAGUUUAUUUCAAAUUCUAACCUUGCCAAUGAAAAAAAUUAUAAAUACCUUUAUUUUUUUGUAUUUAUUAUUUUUACAAAAAAUCUAUAAACCAACUGUUAUUUAUAAUUUAUAAAUGUAUAGGUAGUAAUAGAAAUAUUGAGUUGGCAGGUAACAAAACCAAAAAAGGUAAUUGGCGAUAAAUGUGUAUGAUUUUUCUGCUAUAUAAAUUAUAUCUAAGUGGGUGUUUUCUACUUUCCAACUCGUAUUACAUAAUCAUACGAGUAUAUUUGAAAUGUAUAAAUGGUCUGUAUGGUUUUGCUAUCAUUUAUUUAUUUGUUUUUAACCCAUUUUGAAAUUUGUAUUAAGAUCUUUCAAUUAUAUGUUCCAGAACUUAAAAGUUGCCCUUAAUUUUGGUUUAAACAUCUAAUAUUAUCUAAAUUGGUAUUUUUUCACUAUGUACAUUAGUUUUAAAAUACUUCUGUAUUGAUGAAAUAUAUUUUUUUUAAAUUGUUUAACCCACCAUCAUUAAAGUUUUUGAAUUUUUGGAUACAUCUGCUGUAAAAUUACUUAGACAUAUAAAUAUUGUCUAACAAGUUUGAAAGUGCUGUAUAGUGUACUAAUGGUUUUAAAUUUGUAAAUAUUCUGUUUCUGUAAAUGUUUUAUAACCUAUACAAAUAUUAGAUGAACAUUUUGUAUAAGUAGUUUACUUUAAUUAAUAUUUUGGUUUUAUUAUACCACAUUAUUCUUUAUUCCAUAUUUUUUUUAAAUAAAAAUUAUAGGUUAUAAUUUAAAACCCAAAAGUUAAUGUUUAGAUACAUAAAAAAUAGAGGUGUAUUUUGAAUAUUGUAUAAGUAUACAUAAUACAUAAUUUAAAUUAAGCAACAUUUAAUUAAUAACAUAGGGAAUCGCUGGUUCAAAUUAAUGAAAAUUAUUAAUUAUUUAUAAAUAUUUACACAAUUUUGUUUAAAAUAAUGACAUAGGUAAGUCAUGUGUGAUUUAGAUUACUAAAUACCAUUUUAUUAAAUGCAAAUGAAAAUUAUAUCAUUUAAAAACUUGUAACAAUAAUAACUAUAUGACUUUGCUCAAAACCCAAAAUGAUAAAUAAAUGCCAAAAUGAUUCUAUCUUGAACAGGUGCUCUGAAAAAAAAUGUUAUAUUAAUAAUGCCAUUUAUGUUAUUGAAAAUACUAUUAUAGUGAUUAAGUAAUGACAUUUUAAACAGUUUUUACUGUAUUAUUUUUGAAAUACAAAUAUUAACUGAGUUAAUAAAUGAACAUGAUAUGUUUAAUAUAACAAUUUUAUGUUUAAAUAAAUCAACAUAGUAACAUUUAUUUAUGGGCCAUGUUUUUUUAUUAUUUAGUAAAUAUAUUAAACCAACAAUGUAUGUAUUUCCUAGUUAUUAUUAUUUCAGUUGCUAUGACUGAUAAUGAAGAGCCAUAUCCUAGUCUUUCUGAUUAUCAUGAUUAUGAGCCAAACUUAGAAUUUGAUGAUACCGAACUACAAAGUCCAACAGCAGAUAUUGGUAAAUUGUAUAUAUAAUAACAGUAUUACCUUGAUUAUUAAAUCAUAAAUAAUUUGUGUUAUUUUCUUUAAGAUAUGGAGAAAAGUUUAGCCAAUGUAAAUGGAACUGGAGGAACAUUAGAUUACAUGGAAUCUCCAGUUUCUGAUGGUACUAUUGAAGAAAAUUUUGAAGAGGAACUAGUAAAUGCUCCUCAGGUUGUUGAAGGAAUAACAUCUGUGAAUGAUAAGGAAACAGGCAAUUUAUUAGAUGAUUUGGAAGCGGAUGAUGUAAGUGUAAUAAUUAUUAGAUCAACUAUUUUACAUUACAUAGUUUUUAAUAAUCUCUUUUUUUUUUUUAGUCUAAAGAAGAAGAAGACUUUAGUGAUGUGGCUAAAUAUGGGGUAGUUGAUGUUGUUGGUGAUGAUGCAGUUGGCCGUAAAAUCAUUGUAGUGUCAGCUUGCAAAUUACCUAGCAAUAAAGAAGUUGACCAUCCAAGACUUCUAAGGUUUAUAUUUUUGUUUAAAAUACAUUUAAUAAAAAAUGUUUGUAAUACAAAUACACAUUUUGUGUUAUUAAUAAUAUUUCAUUAAUAAAUAAUAUAAAUUUUUCCUUCUUCAACUAAUUAAUUUUUGUUUAUCAAUAAUAGGUACUUAAUGUACACUCUGGACAAAUUUGUGGAACAAGACUACAGCUUGGUCUAUUUUCAUUAUGGGUUAACAAGCAAAAAUAAACCAACAUUGUCAUGGCUGUGGCAAGCAUAUCGUGCAUUUGAUAGAAAGUACAAAAAAAAUUUAAAGGCUCUGUAUUUAGUACACCCAACUGGUUUUAUUAAAGUGGUUUGGCAACUCUUCAGAGCUGUUAUUAGGUAACUUAGAUUGAAGAUUGAAUAUGUAUAUAAAAUUCUAUAUAAAUAUUUUGUUCAACCAUGUUAUAGUGCAAAAUUUGGAAGAAAAAUUAUGUAUGUUAAUCAUUUACAAGAAUUGAAACAACACUUAGACUUAGACCAAUUGAAUAUUCCAAUACCAGUUUUAGAGUAAUAAUGAUUUUAUUUUAUUUUGAUACAUUCAAAAUAUUAUUAAUUUGUUGUAUUAUUUGAAUUUCAGUCAUGAUGAAUUACUUAUGAAAAAAAUAAAUAAAGGAAAAGUAUCUCAAGUAGACAUUGAAACUGAACCAAAAUCUGAACCAUUACCAACUCAACAAUUUGGUGUAUCAUUACAAUUCAUUAAAGCAAACAACGAUGGAGAAAUAAUUCCUCCACUGGUACGAAAGUGUGUCGAGUACCUUAGUCUACCAGAUGGUAAUUUCAAUAUUUAUUACCUAAUGCUGUUAAGAUAUUGCAAUUAUAUUUGUUUACAUAUGCAGCACUAGAAACUGAAGGACUGUUUAGAAGAUCUGCUAACAUUAACCAUGUAAGAGAUUUACAGAAUCGUAUUAACGUUGGUGAACCGGUUGAUUUUGGUAAUGAUGUGCAUCUUGCAGCAGUUUUAUUAAAAACUUUUUUGCGAGAACUUGAAGAACCUUUAAUGACAUUUGAUUUGUUUGAUGAGAUAACACAAUUUCAAAGUAAGGCAUUUAAAUAUUCAAUAUUAUACCAUAAUUACGCCAAUUUUUGAGUAAUCAUAUUUCCCUGUUUUAAAAGAAUUAUUUAUUUUUUCCUCUUUAUAUUCCAUUAUCCCAAAAAAAAGCCAAACUCUAAGUCAAUUUGUUUAAUGCUUACAAAAAAAUUUUGAUUUAAUGAAUAUAAUUAAAUUUGUUUAGCACUUCCAAAAGAUGAGCGUCCUAGACAAGUGAAAAUUUUAAUUUUGGAAAAACUGCCCCUUGAUAAUUACCAUUUACUCAAAUAUCUUAUACAAUUUUUAUCAAAAGUAAGUCAUUUAAGUUUUAUAUUUAGUUAAAAUUUAAUUUAUAUAACUUUUUUUUAUUAAUGAUGUACUAUCAGCUCUUAGCUCACUAAACAUACGUACUUCAACCCAGAUGACAUAUCCACUCAAUAUUUGUACAAUUGUCGCUAUUCUAUUGAUUUUUCUAUCUAUCUACUGUUCAAAAAUUCACUAGACUCAGGAGUUUUCCCUAUUUUUUGAAAAAUAUCCAAAAGUGUUGCCUUCACUUCCUAUUUAUCAAAAGUAAUAGAGCACGGAGGUCAGGUUGAUGUCCUCUUUACAGAUUUUAAUAAAACAUUCGACACAGUAGACCAUGGUCUUCUAAUAAUGGUGCUUAAGUCUUUAGGAAUUGAUAAUUCCCUUCUUUCUUGGUUAUUCUCUUCACUAGCAGAAAACAAUUUGUACAAAUUAAAAAUGUUGUUUCUCGGUUAAUCGAAAUACCUUCAGGUGUCCCUUAAAGAGGUCACCUUAGUCCUCUUCUAUUUAUUCUAUUUGUUAACACGGUUACCAAAUGGAUCACAAAGGCUAAUCUUUGCAGAUGACAUACAAAUUUUCUUCAAAAUCAAUAAUCUUAAUCAAUUUCUUGAACUUCAAUCCAAACUUUUGGUCUUAGCCUUAAUACAAAUAAAUGUCAUAUUAUAACUUUUUCUAGACAACAAUCUCCUAUUCAUCACAACUAUUCUUUUAAUGGCACCACUCUUGACAGUUUUUUUCAACAUAAAAAUCUUGGUAUACAUUAUACUCCGUCUUUAAACUUUGAACAUCACUUAAAUGUAACCGUAGGUAAAGCAUUAAAAGUCUUGGGUUUAAGCGCAACACCAUUCAUUUUUCUUCUGCUCGUUGCCUCCUGGUAUUGUAUUUCACAUUAGUACGUUCAAUAUUAGAAUAUAGAGUGGUAGUAUAGCAUCCUUACUUGACUAAAGAUGAAUUAAGACUUGGGCGUGUCCAAAAUAGGUUUCUUUCCUACACAGCCCAUAUCCUUAAAAUAGUAGACCUAUCACAUAACUUCUCCUUAAUUCGUAGUAUAUUGGAAAUUCCACUACUUUCAUCUCACCAAAAAAACAUUGACAUGCAAUUUAUUUCUUUACUCUUAAGAAGCACCACAGAUUCUUCUGAUCUAACAAAUGUAAGUUUUCGUAUCCAUUUCUUCUUCUCCAGACAUCACUCAUUCUUCCUAGUACCAGUCCAUAGUACAUCAUAUGGUAAUAACCACCACUUACAUAGAAUGCUUUGUAAUUUAAAUAACCUUAAUUUUGAUUUCAACCAAAAGUAAUUAAAUGUAAGACUAGUUGUAAUGUUUUUAUAUUUAAUUUAAUUUUUUUUUUGUAGGGUGGUAAUAUAUUACCAUCUAAUUUGUUUUUUGUUGUCUCUGCAUUAUUUCCAUUGUUACUGUGUAUUAUUAGUAUUAUAUUAUAAAUAACUGUUACUUGUAAACCAAACCCUAAAUAUAAUCAUAAAAUGGCAUUUAUAAAUAAAUAAAUAAAGUUGUAUCUAUAUUGUGCCAAGCAAAUAAAUGCCAUGGGGCUCUAGUAUUCACCUAUGUUUAUUUGUUGAAAAAAAUUAAAGUGUGUAUUAUAUAACUUAAAAUAAUUGUAUUUUAUGUAAUAAAUACACUAUGUACCUAAUACUUAAUAAUAUUAUUGCUAUAAUAUGAAAUAUAACGCUUGUUGUGAUGCUUUUUUUUUAAAUUGUAAUAUAUAAUUUCUAUUAUUAUAUUUUUUAGGUAAUGGAUAGAUGUGACCUGAAUAAAAUGACUUCAUCUAAUCUAGCAGUUGUUUUUGGUCCAAAUUUAGUGCGUAGUCCCAAUAGUCAGUUAUCAUUAGCUGCGAUUGGCCCAAUCAAUGCUUUUACUGAUUUUGUACUUGUCAAUCAUGACCAAAUAUUCAUCAUAUGAUGACAGUAGAGAACUUGUAAUGUACUCCGUAUGUAUUAUUUUGUAUUAUGUAUUAUUUUUUCAACCUAUGACACAUGAUGUUUUAAUGUUAACAUUCCAAAACCUUAAUCAUUAAUUUGGUUUACAUUACCACAAAUAUUAUUAAAACUGAUAAUUUAGUAAUUAAUUUUUUUUUUAUCUCACUGAUGAGUAUUUUCAUUAUUUAUUUUUAUUAGUUUAAUUUUUUUUUUUUACUUUACUAAACUUACAAGUUUAAUUAAAAGUGUACACACAAAUUAAUCAAUAUUUCAAGAAUAUAAUGUGAAAAUUGUAUACCUUAUGAUGUAUUCAUAAUAAUUUAACAUCAAAUAAUAUUUUGUUAAAACUGAAAAUUGCGCAACUUUAUAUGCUUCUAAACAUAUUUUAUGAUUAGAAUAAUUUUAAAUAUAAAGUGAUUGCUAUUAUACUAUUUUUAUGUCCCUGUAGGAAAUUUUGUCUAUGGUUCGUGAAUUAUUCGUUUAGUUAAAAAUAGAAAUUCCUGUAUUCUUAAGCAAAAUUAUUUGGUAUAGAUGGUUUGUGGUUUGUGCUAUUUUAUAUGAUUGUUUUCCAACAUGAAAUUUGUUUAUUUACCAUAAUACAUAAGCAAUAAUAUAAUUUGUUUGUUGAUUAUUAAUAAUUAUAUAUUUAAUUAUCUAAGCAUUGUAUUUUUGUAUUCUAAUACAUGACAUCAAAUUCAAACUUUUUAACUUAUUUUUCUGAUUUUCUGAUUUUAUUUUUAUUUAUUAAAAAAAUAAUUGUAUAGAAAAUUGAGUUGUCAAUGAAUAGCUAGUGUUCACAUUAUUAAUUGAAGAAUUCAAUUAAAAGCAUCACUGCACUAGGUAACGGGUACCUACAUAAUUUAAUUUUUAUUCAGAUAAUGUUUAUGCAUAACUUACUGAUGUACUUUUAUGCAAUAACAAUUUAUUUUUUAAUAUAUAAUAGACUUAUUUGUUAUGAAACAUACCUGCUUAAAGCUGUAGACAGCAAUUUGAGCGAUAGAUAAAACAGGAUGUCAUACUAUUAUUUUUUUAUUGAUAAACUUCUACUUAGUGUUCUUGAAAAAUCUAAGCAAAUAUAUAUUAUUAAUUAUUGUACUUGUUUGUAUGCAAAUUGUAAUCAGAUCAUGUAUACAUCAUAAUCUUUAUAUUUUUAUAUAUCUCUAUAGUUUGUGUAUAGAAUGAGAGAGCCUGUAUUCUAAUUUACAACUCUUUGUAUAAUAUCUCGAGUAAGACCAUUGUUUACGUUAAAAUAAAUUUAUCAAUCUUCCUACAUAUUAUAAGUCACUUUGUCUAUUGAAAAUAGUUAACUAUAUUAAUAAUAUAAUUACAUGAGUUUAAAAUUUGUUUAUUUAAAUGUGCAAAUCAGUAAUUUUUACAAUUAUUAAUAUCAUUUUUAAGACAGUUAAUUUUGAACUGUAUAAACAAUCUCAAAUUUUUAAUGAAAAAUAUAAAAGCUAAGAUGAUUUCCUAAAUUAGAUUAUUAAUACGUAAUUUGUAGAAGUUAUUUUUAUUGUAUUUAUUCUUUAACAAAGUAUCUUGCUUAUUGAUUGCAAUGAAUACUUGUUGAAUAUGUUUGACUAUAUCAUAAUUAUUACAAAAUGUCAAAUUGCUUUUAAUUUAGAAUUAUAAAAAAAAAAACUCGUCUGGAAAUCAUAUUUGUAUACCAAAGAUUUUAUGUAUUAUUAUUAUUAUAAUUAUAUAUAUAUAUAUAUUUUUUUUUUUAAAUUUUAAGUUUAUGGAAAAUAAUUAUUAAUUAUUAUCGAAUGUUACCUAAUUUAUGUACAGACAAUUAAUGCAUCCAUCUAUUCUGGUCAAAUAGUUUAUAAUUGAAAUUUAGUGAUAUUUAUAUAUUAUUGUUUUAAUUAUUUUAAUCCAUUUCAGGAGUUUUUGUACACAAUAAAGUAUAUCAAUAUUGUUG
Molecule: messenger RNA, 7944 nt
Organism: Cinara cedri
Lineage: Eukaryota; Metazoa; Arthropoda; Insecta; Hemiptera; Aphididae
Source: the annotation of a GenBank genome assembly